Paramecium sonneborni is the source of this 1451-nucleotide messenger RNA. The record is from the annotation of a GenBank genome assembly. NCBI's taxonomy places the organism in Eukaryota, Ciliophora, Oligohymenophorea, Peniculida, Parameciidae.
AUGAUUACUAUGGGUUUAUUAACAACUUUUAUAGUAAGAGUGCUUUAUUGUUUAAUAUUUAGAGAUUAUGAAUAAUUUUAUUACAAAAUAGGAAUGCUUUUAUUUAUAGUUAUAUAAUAUGCGAUUGUAUGGUUGUGUCCUAAAUUUACGAGGUUGGCUUUUUUAAUUACAAAUAUACUUUUGAUGGGAUUUUCUUUAGAAGAAGAACCAUCACCUAUUUUGUAAAAUGCAAAGGGAGCUAACUUAAUGGCAAUAAAUAUUAUGAUAAUUUUAUCAGGAGAAUUUAUUGAUUCUGUUAUUUAAUUAUUUGUAAUAACAGGUUUAAGAAUAACAAUAAUCAUUGUUAAUAAUGAUAAUAAUUAUAUAAUACUCUCAAGUAUUAUUAUCGUUAGCAUAUCAUUACUAUAUUAUGCAUAUUCUUUUCAUAAAGCAAGAAGAUCAUAAUAUUUGUUAGGACUUGUUGAGAAUGGAUGGGAUUAGAUGUUUUUUUAACUGAUAAGAGAGCCUUAUAUUUUACUUAAAUUUUGCAAAGAAAAAUUAAACUUUUCAGUCUUUAAACAUAAUAGAUUUCCUUUUAACAAAUUAGUUGAUUUUAAUUCAUAUGAAGAAGACUCAUAAGAAAGAAAAAUUUUAAAUUUCUUAUCAACUUCAAAUGUAGGAAAGAUAUCUCUAAGUUAAUUUAUUUAUGAAAAUCUAAAAAAAUUUAGGGCAGAUUUAAGUUAAAUUUUUAAUCAAAAAUUAAGAAUAAGAUUUUAAAGAUAAUUGUUUUAAAUAGAUAUGUCAAUAUUUUAAUCAAAAUAUACAAUGGUUUUAUUGAAAAUUGAAUCAUCUAAUACAGUUAAUUUAAAAUAGCUAAAAAAAUAUAAGUAAAGAUUCAAUUUAUACAAUAAUACUAUAAUAAAUUUGUUAGGGAGAAUAGAAAGUGAAGUAAUUAACAAUGUUUAAAUAAAAGUAAUAAAAAGAAAGUUAGUUUUAAUAAGAUUGAUUGAGGAUUUGUUGGAGUAGAAGUAUUAAUUUAAUACAGUAAAUAUUCCAUAUUUAUUUUCUUAAAUAUUGGAAAUGUAUCCAGAUAAAAGAAUUAUAAUAAAUGAUGUAAAUAAGGUAGAGACAGUUUAUACAAUUAAUAAUGUUAUUUUAAUGAGUAUAAUUUUAAUUUUUGAGAACAGUUCUAAUAGAGAAGCUAUAAAUUGUAAUAUAGAGAAGUUAAGAGAGAAUUAAUCAAUAAGAAUGGAAUUUAUAGGUAAUUUUAAGUAGAAUUUAAUAAGAAAGACUUUUAAGAAUACAAGUUUUUAAGUUCGUUUAGUAAUUGAUAAUAUGUUUAUAUCUUAGAGAAGUAAUGAUUAUUUGAAUUUUUAGGGAUUUAAUUUGAAAUAUAUAUGGAACCAUUUUGUAGUACUUCAAUAGAUAUUUUCACUUAUGAAUAUUAUGAUUUAUUUUCAGAUGAGAGUUGA